Messenger RNA from Exophiala mesophila, 1068 nucleotides. RefSeq lists its product as uncharacterized. The transcript has a single exon. NCBI's taxonomy places the organism in Eukaryota, Fungi, Ascomycota, Eurotiomycetes, Chaetothyriales, Herpotrichiellaceae. The record is from RefSeq and is a predicted model, not a curated record. The coding region runs from base 1 to 1068 and encodes 355 amino acids.
AUGGAAUUCCCCCAGGAGUGGACGCCUCCCUCGAGCACCGUCUCCAACCACUCCAGCACCUUCGCCAACUCGAACUCUUACUUCACCCGGCCUCACAAGAUUGUCAAACCCAGCAGUCGGAAUGGGAGCCCACGUGCAUUGGCGCGGAGAAAGACCACGACCUCGUCCACCAUCUCAUCCAGGACGAGAUCCGUGGUCGAUCAACUUCGCUCCAAUGCUCAACAACAGUCAUGCACUCAACAAAAUUCGACUCGUUCACGACCAGUCAGCUGGCAUCCUCAUUCCAUCGACCUUGCAAAUACCCCUUCACCAUUUCUUCUGGACCAGCCCUAUCCAACUUGUCCACAGUUUGUCACCAGCCAAGUCCAUGGCCUCAUCACUCCCGUCACAUUUCCUGUCGUCAAUGAACCUCAAAUACACGAGCUCAUUACCCCCUUGGACGAAUAUCCUGGCCAGGAGUCAGCCUAUCCCUACCAAAGCCAGAUGUACGACUCUUCGGCAUGGUUUUCUCGCCCUGAAGUCAAGCCCGACCACUUAGAUAUUCCCAUGUAUCAACAAACCAAUCUCAUGGAUUCAUCAUGGCAGUUCCCUCAACCAAUGCCCUCUACAGUGCCAACUGCUCCCUCGUCUCCAGAGUAUCCACCUGCGAUCUCCCUGGACAAGAUGACCCUAGGCUCGGACGGUCCUGACUCCAAGUCGCAAGGCGAGGAGUUGGUGGGCAUGGGUUUAUACGAUUCGCCUGCCGAUGUACAUUCGACUUCCUUAUUUGGAGGAUUCAGUGCCACCCAGAGGAAGAGUCUCAAGCUGGAAGAAUCAUUCGAGCCGGAGGUGCGAGAGGAAGGAGAUGAGGUGGACGCGGAAAGUGAGGAAGAGGAGGAGGACGAAGCCGACGACGACGAUUCAUUUCAAAUACCCGCUAAGACACCCUACUACUCCCAGUCCAUCGCCAGUCACUUUUCUUUGCAGUCUGAACCAACCCAAGACUCGAUUGCCUCACGAUAUCUGGCAUCAUUGGGCCAAAUCAACAGCCCUUAUUAUCCCUCCAACCAAGAUCAUGGCUGGAUAUGA